AUGGAUGAAGAACAAUUAGAUGAUGACACAGAUCUGGGAAUGGAAUCAGAAACUCAAGGAGAUGAUGAUGAGUCUGAUGAAGAUCCAAGUUCUUCCCCAUCAUUAAGUGCUGCUUCUACACCCCCAUAUAUUUCAGAAGAAGGUUUCUUUUCUUUCUCUAAAAAACCAAAUUCAAAUUUAGGAAAGCCUUUGAGUAUUAGGAGGCGUAGAGGAAGGCCGAAAAAAGAUUCAGAUAAAAAGCCUUUGGGUAUCAAAUUAAAAAGAUGGAAAAGUGGUGUUUAUGUUAAAAGAGACCCUACUUCUUGUAGUCAACAACCAAGAACUCCGAAUUCUGCUCCUGAUACACCACAAUCUCAAAAAUCACCUACCGAAAGUGGAAUUAGUGUUAAUAAUAAUUUAAAUUUAGAAAAUGAAUGUAAAGAACUGGUUGUUAAUCUUGGUGAUAAAAUGGAAAAAGCUGAGAAGGCAGAAAAACCUUUUCCAAUGCUUGCUCCAGAUGACCCCCCUUAUUUUCCGGAAACUUGGCCUGGUAAAAUAUGUGCCCUAUGUAAUUUGUCUGAAAGAAGUCAGCUUGGUCAAAGGGAAAUGAUUCGUCUUAGUUGUCCAGAAGGUUUUACACCUCGUAAACCCAAUCCUAGUCCAGGACUGAGUCCAUCAUCGGUUCAAAGUACAGGGGAUAAGAGUCCUAGAGGUCAAGUGCCUCAUCAAAUAAGUCACAGGCGUCAAAAAAGUAGGGAGGGUAAAUCAGGAAGUGAAAUUUUGGAUGAACUGAGUGUAAUUGGUUAUGUUGAUGAACCAGAUGUUAAUUUAAUAUUUGAAUCAUUAGGUACAUUUUAUGUUCAUUUAUCUUGUAUAUUAUGGUCGGAGGGAGUAAAUAGAAAUGAAUCCGAUUUACAAAUUGAAAAUCAUGGCCCAGUUGUUUUGCAAGCGCUUACAAGAAGGUGCUCUUAUUGUUCGCGAUUUGGUGCAUCUGUAGUAUGUUGUUUUUCCCAAGGACAAUCUUCUUGUGGAUUAUACUUUCAUUAUCCCUGUGCCCUGGCUAGUGGAAGUUUUAUGGACAACAAAACAAAAUCUUUAAUAUGUAACUUGCAUUUAGACCAAGUUCCACUGUUGCCCAUAGGUGAAACUUCUCAAUGUUCUACUUGUCUUUCUUUGGGCAAUGUUAGCAACAUAUUAAUGUGUACAUCAUGUGGAGCACAUCAUCAUGGUUCGUGUGUUGGGCUCGCUCUUCUUCCUGGAGUAAGAGCCGGGUGGCAGUGUUUUGAAUGUAGAGUGUGCCAGGUUUGCCGCCAGCCUAGUGAAAUAGGAAAAAUAAUGCUUUGUGAAUCGUGUGAUAAAGCGUAUCAUCCUAGUUGCUUAAGACCUAUUGUUACUAGUAUUCCAAAAUAUGGUUGGAAGUGCAAGUGUUGUCGAGUUUGUAGCGAUUGUGGAUCUCGUACUCCUGGAUCAGGCUUAUCAUCGCGUUGGCACAAUCAUUUUUCUGUGUGUGAUUCAUGUUAUCAGCAAAGAAAUAAAGGUUUUUGUUGUCCUGUUUGUGGCAGGGCUUAUAGAGCUGCCGCUCAUCGGGAAAUGGUUCAGUGUAUAAAAUGUCGCAAAUAUGUUCACGGCUCAUGCGAUAAUGAGGCCGAUAUAAGCGUUUACGCUGCAAGAAAAGAAACAAAUCCUGAUUAUGAAUACAUUUGUUGUAUAUGUAAAAAUUUGAAUUCAAUGGGAAGGCAGGGAAUAAAAAGAAAAGACAGUUUUGAUGAAGCUCUACUAGAAUCCAGCCUUUCAGCCAGUCAAGAAUCUUUAUACGGGGACGACUCAUCUGGUAUGGAAGUCGAUCAUUCUCCUUCCGAUGGAAAAAAUUAUGAAGAUUAUUCUAGAAUCAUAGGAUUAGGAAAAGGCAAACCAUUUUGCUCUAGCAAUUUGGCUAAAAAACGUUUUAUGAGCCGACCUAAAGGGCAACAAGCUGGUGGUAAAAUAAAUUAUCAAAAAAUGAAAAAAAUGCCAGAAUUCGGUAAAAAAAGAGGUAUAAAACCAAAAAUGAGAGGAGUUUUUGGGGUUCCCGGUUUAGGAUUGCAAAAGCCUUUAGCGGAUCCUUCUAAUAAAAGUGAAGAAGAGCCUGGAGUGGAAAAUAGAAUGGUUUUAUGCUCCGGAUCCGAUAAGUUUGUUUUAAGUCAAGAUAUUUGUGUAAUGUGUGGUGCUUUGGGUACGGAUCAAGAAGGUUGUUUAAUAUCUUGUGCCCAGUGUGGACAGUGCUACCAUCCUUAUUGUGUUAAUGUCAAGGUUACUAAGGUUAUUCUACAAAAAGGCUGGCGAUGUUUGGAUUGCACUGUUUGUGAAGGUUGUGGUCAGAGAAACGACGAUUCAAGACUAACUUUAUGCGAUGACUGUGAUAUUUCGUAUCAUAUCUACUGUAUGGACCCACCUCUUGAUUAUGUGCCUCGUGGAGUUUGGAAGUGUAAAUGGUGUGUUGUGUGCAUUCGCUGUGGAUCUAAUGAUCCUGGAUUCAAUUGCAAUUGGAUGAAUGGAUACACCGAGUGCGGCCCAUGUGCUUCUCACACUUUUUGCCCGUCUUGUCUUGAACCGUACGUUGAAGGUGAACUUGUGAUACAAUGUGAACAGUGUGAAAGGUGGCUUCACGGGUCAUGCGAUGGAAUCCGUAAUGAUUUGGAUGCGGAAAAGUGUGCCGAUGAAAAAUACACUUGUGUGCUGUGUAGACCUAGAGAUGUACCACCACCACAUCUAUUACCCCCUCCUCCAACUCCAAAACCAAUCCCCAAACCACCGACUCCUACUAAAAGCCCCGAGCUGCCAAGAUUUUCUCAGACUCAAUUUCUGGUAGAUGGUGUUUGUUUAUCAGAAGCAGGUAUGCUUCAGAUAAAAUCUUUGGCAAUUGAACAACAAGUUACUCAAAGAAAAAAACGAUCUGCUAAAAGAAUAGCUUCUCUUUUGCCUUCUCCCGUGAUGGAUAAAGAGGCAAGGUUUUUAGCUACCAUUGAAAGAAAAUUGGCCGCUCCCGGCUCUCCAGGCAUCAAAGAAGAUGAAGAUGGUAUGCGAGAUGAAGGUUUAAAGGACGAACCUACCGAAUUAUGGAAAGAAGGCAUGGAAGUAACUCCUAGAGAAGACGGAAAGCCUCCAGAACCUCCAGAGGGAUUUACAAUAGUCACUACGGAAUCGGGAGUCAUGGUUUUAAGAAAGAAAAGAACUCGAAAUUUACAAAAGCUGGGUAUUGGCGGUUUCUGGGUUAGAUUUCGAUCUAAUAGAAAGGCCGAAGAUGAUGAAGAUAUUCCGGGAAUUGAAAAAUCGCCUAUGCAAUCGAUGGAUAAACCAAAAAGGAAACCAAUCAGGCGAAAAACAAAAAGUAAACUUGUUGAAAGUUUUCCCACGUAUCUUCAAGAAGCUUUUUUCGGUCGAGAAUUGCUCGACACGCCAAAAGAAAAAGAAUUGCAUUCAAGUUCCGAUGAUGAAUUAGUAUCUAAGUUUCAGGUAUCAGAUGAUAAGACUAUUAAAUUGUCAAAAGACGAACUAAAAGUCAUGGAAGACGUAAAAGCUAAACAAGAAAAAGAAAAGGAAGAAAAGGAAAAAGAAAAACAAAAAGUGGAUGAAAUAUUUAAUGAAAAAGAAAGAUCGCCGAUAAAAACGGAAGAAGAUGAAGGAAGUGAUAAUGAAGUUUUAAAAGACUUAAAUUUGAAAGAUUUACCGCUGCCUGGCGAUCUCCUGGAUCCCGAUUUAGUUAAUACCAUUAUGGCGGAGGACGAUAUUAAACACUUUGUAUUUGCUUCUCUUAACACUCAUUUUUUUCUCCAGACUUCGGAUAAUUUAGAUGGAGGUGAAUUAAACAAUACGUUAGAAACACCAGGUGCGAAUCAGUCAAAAGACGAGCUAACCGACAUAUUAUCUCCUCAUUUUAAUUUGGAAACAAUGGUGAGGGAAAGUGGCCUUCCUAAUAUGAAUUCUAAAGACGUAGAAGAGAUUUUUAAGGGUGUAUUAACGGAUGAAAAUCAAGAGAGUCAACAAGGAUAUACAGGUCUGAUAAGUUUUCCAGUAAUGGGCUUACAUUUAAAUGUUCAACCGCCAAUGACUCCGCAAAAUAUAAUUCCUCCGAGUUUUCCUCCCCCUAGUCCAUACCACUCUGAGUAUUCUAACUCGCCUCAUUCCCAAGUCUCCGAACCGGCGAGUCCUUGGUUAGAAGAAACACCUUUAGGGGUUGAUCAGCCUCAAGGAUCCGGAGGUCCAGCUUUUACUAACUCACGAACCACUCCAAUGAAAAUGGAAGCAGAUGAAGCUUUGGGAUUAAAUGCCACUAUAUCUAGUGUUCUUUACGCAAAUACUAAUCAUCCAGAAUGGAAAAAACAAUUCCCGGUAUGGCCAGAGAGAUGUAAACAAAUUUUGAAAAAAUGGAGAAGUUUAACUAGCGAUCAAAAGGCACCUUAUCUUCAAAAAGCUCGGGAUAACAGAUCUGUAAUCAGGAUGAAAAAAGCUCAGCAGAUUCCAAAAGAAAGCCCAACAAGCGCCACUUCCCCGUCGGGGAGUGCUGUCGCCAAGGGAAGUCCAUCGACCGAGCAGAAGAAUAUUAUUCCGACGACUAUGAGCCAACAACUACCCGGAGAAGGCGAGGUGUGUGAGGCGGCGGCUUCCGAUCAAGCGGCACUCAAGACGCAAUCACUAACUACUAACACUCCUCCUUCUCCUCCGACUACCACCACCAUAACAAUUACCACCACCACGACCACAACCACCCCGGCCACAACCACAACCACCACCACCACCGUGACUCCAAUCACGAAUUCCGCCGAAUCUGAUGAAAUAAAUCUUUUCGCUUCGGUCUCCGAUGAUAAAUCUUUAUCGAAUAACAGUUCGGAUUCUGGAAGUCAGACGGAAGGAAAUUCCGCAAAAAAUUCCGCUCCCAUUGAAAAUAAAGCUGUGCGCGUUUUGUUGGCUCCCGUAGAAAAUACUCAUAACAGAUCUCAAAACAUUCUCUUUCGUAACGUAGUCAUUGCUAAUAAUCACAAUAUCGUAAACCCCAGUCAUAAUUUUACCAUACAUCAUCAUUUUUCCGGAGUUACAACUCCCAACCAAUACGUUCAAAACGAACCGAUUAUUAUUACCGGUCAAGCUCAAACGCAACAAAGUAAUACGUUUAACGUUCAAAAUAUCAUAGGACAAAAUAAUCAUAAUAUCAUUCAGUUUCCAAAUUACUCCAGGUUUCCAAGUCAACUUCAUUUAGAUAUAUCAAAUAGAGCGCCAAACGUGACUAUUAGAGCUUUCGAAGCGGGGGGAUUAAGCCACUUGACUCGUAAUCAGAUAUCGAACCACGGUCAAACUUUUAUUCAUCGUCCCAUGACGUUGGCAUUACCUCAAAAUCAAGGGAAUCCUCAUCACAUAUCCGAAAUUAAAAUUUUACAUCCGGCAUCGAACACAAUUUUACAAAACGCUCCUCAAAUAAUUCAAUCUCAACCCUUAGACUCGAACAAUUUGACUUUGAAAUCUGACGAUUCCGAUAAGGUUUUAUCCGUCGACACGAACGAUGGUAACAGAACGUCUGAGAGUAAAGAGCAACCCGAACCAUCUCAAACACUUGUCGAUCAAAAUUCGAACCAAGAUAGUAGUAGUGGUAGUAGUAGUAGUAGUAGUAGUAACAACAUUUUGGCAGAUAAAAUAGUGGGUUUCAAUCGUUUACUCAUUGUCACGGAUCAGGGUUGCCAACAAUCUGCGAAAGUAUUGGAUGGAAAAUCUCAUUUAGUUUCGCAAAAAGAAGAUGACACAGCGGAAUCGUGCGAAUCCAACGAUCAUCAGAUUAGGGUCCUCACACCAUCCGAAAUCAUGAGAACGCUACCCUCUCUCGGUCCCGAUGGUUACGAUUUAGCUCAUCCUUCGCAAACCACCUCCCCAGCUCCUUCGAAUCACUCACACAUGGAUCAAGAAAAAGUUCUGCAACAACAAAAGGUGAAUCGUGAAUCUGAGCAAGAACGUCACUGGAAACAAUUGCAGGCAUUAAGGCAAGCUCAAGCACAACAACAACAGCAGGUCAUUCAGGAACAGAGAGCUCAAGGCAUUGCUAGAAUCAACAGACAAAUGAGCGUAGGAGAUGAUAACACAUCGAAUUUAACGAUACAGUUACAAGUUUCAACUACUCAGGAUGCAAAUGCUUUGGGACCAAUGGCUUCUCCUUCACCAGGUUCCAGGUCGCAGUUUCCAUUGAAUUCAAAUGUUAAGGUGACUAGAAUCCACCCUGCACAAAGUCCUAGUCCAUUUUCUCAUCCUUUAGCACCACCAUCUCCUCUUCUUAAUAGACCUUUAAGGCCUCUGAAUCAAGGUUAUCAGUCUCGGCAAUUUUCUCCUAAUCAAACAUCUUCACUUCCAGAUUUCCCGGGAACAACUUCUCCUAAUUCCGAGACUGAUCCUUAUAUUGUUCCUAGAACAUUUGCUAAUCAGUCACCUAGAGCCGUUUAUACUGCGCAAUCUCCAAGACCUCCUUCGGUGCCUCCACGUUCGGCAGUUUUAUACAAUGAAGCCAAUAGGCGCCCAGAAGAAAAUUUUUCGACAGUUCAAUCGGUACAAAAUCCUGAAGUGACACGUCAGUUAAGAGAUUUACUACAGAGACAAAAGGAAGGUAUUCCUACAUCUCCUAAUAUUCAAAGGCAAUGGUCUUCAGGUCCAGCUUUAGAGCAAUUUUCUGAGAACCCCGAGGAGGGCACAUUUAGGCAUCCUUUACCUCCGGGAACCCUACCUAGGCCCAGAAUGCCUAUUCAACAAGUUUUGGUACGUGCGCCUUUGCGACAAAUAGCCGAUCCUAGAAUUCAGGGUCCGCAAGAUCAAAGAAUGCGUCUUUUAAUACAACAGCAAAGACCUCAAACAGUUCAAGCAUUUAUUACUCAGCCAACUCAGCCGAGAAACGCACUCGAUCCUUACGACGAAAUGGUUCAACCUAGGCACGGUGAAAAUACCGUGUUACAGCAACGUCUCGUUCCAGUCAGAAUUCGACCUACUCAUACUGCACCGAGUCACGUUGUUGUUCCUCCUCCACAAUCCACUGCUACCACUGAACAACAAGAAAUCCCGGAAAGUGUAACAGCGGAACUGGAACAGUUAGAGCAAGAAGGUGGUCAAAUGGCAGAGGUUGAAGCCGUAUCUGCCAUUUUGGGAGAUUUAGCCGAUGACGACGACGAGUUAUUGGCUGAAAUGGGUGCGGAUUUUAAUAUACUUGAGUACGUGGAUACCGAGACGUCGCACGGAGAUAAAACUAACAUUUUGGAUAAUUUGGAGUUGGAAGAUGAUGAAACUAAAGAGAAAAAAAUACACAAGGAUAAUGUUGCCGGAAAACCUUCUGCAAGUAAAGCAAUGGCGGCUAUUCCUCCAGAAAAUAACGUAAAAUCUGCUUUAGCUACAUCCGGUCUUUCCGAUGUUUCAAAUCAGGUUGCAAAACCCGCUGAAACCCCUCAAGUCCCUGGUGCGGGUGAUAUUUCUUUGACUCACUUAACAGGGGAAGAUCUUCAAACUGAGGGUUUAGAGCCCAGAUUUACAUCAGCAUUACCUCGAGUAUCCAUGGCCAUCCCUGGAUCCAUUCCAGUUUCAGUUGAUCCUCAACGUCUUCCUCUUCGAGUAGGCGCUCAAAACUCUGCUCGAGUUAUAGUGGGUCCCACCGGACAAAUCAUACAAAGUUUACCGGUUCAAACCAGGAUAAGCGGAUUGGCAGUCGCUCCACCACCUCCUCCCUAUCCCGGACCUCCACCGCCAUAUCCUGGACCACAGAUAACAUCUGGCCGCCAUCCGAUUCCUGUGAUGUACCCACAAGAUCACACGCCUCACUAUCUCCAACGGAGGCCUCUUCUACUUCAGGAACAGCCUUUAUUACUAGAAGAUCUUUUGGAACAAGAAAAGAGGGAACAGGAAAAACAACAGCAAAAUGUUGACAACAGUGCAAAUUCCAUGGGAGACGUUAAUAUGGAUCACUUAAGAAAUGAUUCCAUUCCCCCCCCUGGUAUUUCGGCACCCGGUAUGAAUUCUCCGGCAAACGUUAUGAAUCCUGGAAUGAGACCCCAAUUUCAACGUCCCCCCGGACCGUUUAUUUCAACGCAAGGUCGACCCGUUGCCGAUGUUAAUCAAACCUCGAGGGUUCCACCUUUUAAUGCUCCAGUUUUGCAACCGCCACCCGUACCCCCCGAUGUCAUAUCUAGCGAACAAGAUCGACAAAUUGCAAUCGAGUAUGAAACAUGGUUAAAUAAUCAAAAUCACAUCCUUCAACAGCAGUUGAAAUAUUAUGAAACUGAGGUGCAAAAAUUGAGAAAAAUAAGAAAGUCACUUAAUAGCAAACAAAGGCAGCUUCGAAAGAAUGGAAAUGAACUUUCAGAACAAGAUGCUCUAGAAUUACAGAGGAUAUCUACGGAACAGUCGGGACUUCAAAAACAUUUGGAUGCCAGUAGAAAAUCUUGCAGACAACAUGGAAUGCUCAUUCAGGAAUACAGGAAUAAACAACAAAAACAAAGACAAAACAGUCCUUUACACACUGGCUCAAGUCCUUUAAAUCAACCUAGUCAUAGUCCGCUGCAUACUACCGGAUCACUGAAUCCUAGUCAAAGUCCAAUGAAUAUAGGUCAAACGAAUUCUCCAAUGCAUCCUGCAGCAGGUUUUAACACUUCGUCACAUCCAAAUACUCCUCAGAGUCCUUUAAUGAGUCCAAGUCCUUCGCCGUUACAAUCUCCUGGACCUAUAAUUAACCAGUCUCCCGGAGCGGGUGGUAUUCUGCAAAGCCCGAUGUCGCCUCACAGUAUGCAACAGUCUCCAAGAUUGGGAACUCCUCACUCGCAGGGAGAAGACAGUCCAUUUAGUCCUGGUUCACUUCCGUCACCAGGGCCUGUUCGCUUGGCUUCUCCGCAAACUGUAGUUCCUGGGAAUCCUCGCCUUGCUUCUCCUCAGCAUCGAGGACGAAUGGUGAAUUCACCUGGUUUAUCUGAUCAGGUUAACCGUCUUCACGGAUUAAAUGUCGGUCCCAGAUUUUCCAGAGAGCCCAGGUUGCGAGGACCAAACCCACAAUCAACAGCUACAGUUUACCAAGGGCCAACUGCAACUCGAGUAAUAUAUACUCAAAAACCUCAAGAUCCAACACAAGUACUUCAGCGAGCCGCAUUAACACGAGAGCAAGUAAUACCUAGAAAUGUUUUAAUUCAACAACAACAGCAGCAACAACAACAGCAACAAGUGCAGCAGCAGCAGCAACAAAUAAGAAACCAACAAAUUUUAAAUCAAAUUUCUCAACAAAACCCUAAUUUAACAAUGGAACAAAAACAAAAAUUAUUGCAAUUUCAUCAGCAAAAACAGCAGCUAUUAAUACAGCAGAGACAACAAUUGAUAGAUCAACAAAUGAUUCAACAGCAACAGCAACUUGCUGCGCAAAAUCAACAAAGAAUUAUACAAAAUCAAUCAAGUCUUCAAAACGUGCCAAUAUCAUCCCCACAAAGAAUAACUGUAGUUCAAAGUGGUCAUAACAUUCACGCCAUUUCUCAAGGUUCUCCAAGAAGUCCCAUUGUCUCUGGGCAAAAUCCAAAAAGUCCAAUUAGUCCGAUGGUUCAAAUGCCUCAAUCUCCUAUGAAUUUACCACCAAAGAGCCCAGUUACGCCAACAAUUCAGAAAAGUCCUAUGGUUCAGACUCAGACAAGUCCAUUAGUACAAUCUCCGUUAAAUCUUCCUCCCAGAAGUCCGAACGUAGGAAGUCCAAUAAAUAAAUUAUCAGGAUAUAUGAAUUACGGGAGCACAGACAAUAUUGUACAACAACAUAUGGUGCAAGAAGAAGAUAAACGUGAUUCUUUGGAGUUAGAUCAUGGUGGAGGAGGAGGAGGAGGACCUAACGCGCCGAUUCCAUUUCUGCCAUACAUUGAAAAUAUAAAAAGGUUGGCGAGAUUUGGUCUUGGUUUACGCGGAGGUUCUCCGAUGUGGACUUUUAGCAAAGGAAAGAAACAAAAGAAAAAUGAAGACGAUCGUAGAAAGGUAGCUAAUACUGCAGAGCCUUCAGCGGAAGUUAACACUUUGACGGUAGAAAAGCCCAUUCAAGGAAUUUUAAAAAAUUCUGGAUUUCAACGCGUUGUUAGGCCUAGUCGUGUGGUUCAUGCAGAACCGUCUACCAGUCAAAGUGUUUCCCCUCCUGAAAAUCGUAGAAUCUCUGUUCUCCGUCACAAAAAGGAUUCAAGUUUGGAGUUAUCUCAGCAAGGCAUCGUGGUGCAGUUACAAAGUAGUCAACAACUACAGUUGCAACCUAGUCAACAAAAAUUAAUUAUACAACAAAUGUUGGGUGGAAAUAUUCAGCAGAAAAAUUUUCCACUUCAAAAAAAUUUGCAAUUAUUACAGGGUCAAAAAGUAAUGCAGAAAAAAUCUAGUUCACCCCAAAUCAUGUCAAAAAGAGCUUCAUUAGUUUGUGUUGAUUAUGAUAGCUUAGAUGAAGAAACUCCGCCUCCGUCGCCAUCUCAUCGGAGUGAUAAACUCGACCAGAAGUCUGAUAAAUUAGAAGAAAAGACUGAAGAAGAAGAAGAAGAAAUCCGAAUUGCUACCGAUGCCGAAGGUCUUGAACUUCUCACUCAGGAAAAUUUAUUAAAUUUAGAAUUAGAAGAAAGUGACGAAGGAAAUGGAAGGCGCGUAAUAAUUAUAGAUAAUUCAGGAGAAGGGGGAACCGAAUUGGAAAAGUACGAUGAAAAUCCAAAUGGAUCACCCACAGUAAUGGAAUUCAUUGAUGAUGACCUAAUGGUUUAUGAGCCCAUUGAAGGAGUCAUAUCAGACUCUGAUGAAUUGGUAGUGCUUGAAGAAUGUGAAGUUUUAGAAGCGCAUGAAAUAGAUAUUACCAAUUGUGAAGUAAUGGAGUUUGAAAGUGUUGACGAUGGAGAAAGUCAAGAAAAUGAGGAUUCGUUACAAGCAAAAGAAAUGGAAGAUUUAAGAUUGAGCACGGAAGAAACCAAAAUUAGUAGCAUUGAGGAAAGUGAAAUCAAGGAAAAUAAUGAAAGUAAUUACAAUCCACAGGAAGAACAAAAGCAAAUAAUUGUCAGACAUACUAAAAAGGGAAAAAUAGUUAUGGUCAAACGUGGUCAGGAAGGGAAAGAACAAAGGCAAGUUGUUUUUCGUUCGGAUAAUAAAAUAAAUAAAGAUAUCGGUGAAGGAAGUAUAAUAUUAUCUAGGAGUAGUAGUGAAGAGGAAAAAAAUGUUGAAGAGAUUGAAAAUGAAAAAGACGUUAAUGUUUCUUUAAAAGACGCCAGUGAAGAUGAUUUCAAAAAAUUGAUAGAACAAUCUGAAAUUAUUAUAAUGAAUGAAAACGAGGAAAUUCGAAGGCAAGGACCAAUCAAAUUAGAAACUAGUAGUUUAAAAAGUAAUUUAACGAGCUUUGAGAAAAAAAGGCCAAAAUUAAUUAGUGAUGUGCAAAGUGUUAUUACGGACAAUCUUGCGGACAGUCCCCUUUCUCCAGAUCCUUCGCACGAUAAAGUUUUAACUCCGAUAAAAGUAGUUAUAAGCAAUGAGCCAGCUGAAAAAAACUUGAAUUUACCAGAUCCGAGACUCUUGAAAUCCAGUGAAAAAACAAAGUUAAUUAUAGCAAACGAAAGUAAAGUGGAAGAGACGACAGUUUUAAAUGUCGGCACUUCCUCCAAACGUUUAGAAACCUUGGAAUCAUCUAAAAUUCCGGAUAUGUCUGUUACAAAUCUUCCGUUUACUGACUUACCGGAAGGACUGGCGUCGAAAUUUUUCCCCGAAACCAAACCGGAAAUCCCUUCGGAAAUGAAUAAAGGACGAAACGAAGAAACUGUUACGGUUUCAAAAGAUGUUGAUGUUGAACGGAAAAAAGAAUUCAAUUUCGAUCAAACUUCUGUGAUUAAAGCCCCAAAAACUUAUGAAAAAUCAAAAUUUGGUAAAACAAAAGUGCAAUUAAGUGAACACGAUUACACCAGUAUACCUGGAAAAGUAGAAGCUUUUAAAAAAGUAGACCAAGAAGAAAAAGACAAAUUAGAAAAUAAUAGCACUAAUAAUAAUAAUAAUAAUAAUAAUAGUAAUAGUAAUAAUAAUAGUAGUAGUAGUAGUAGUAGUAGUGGUGGUAGUAGUAAUUGUAGUACUCAAGUUUUAAAAACGGAACAGAUAAUUUCUAGUCGUUCACAUUCCACAACAGGAGUCAAUAGACCUAUCGUGUCCUAUUCGUCUGCAAACAUCUCUCAGACUGUAAAAAAAACAGAAAUGGAACCAGUGGCGGACUCGGCAAAAUCAUCAUCGGAAAUAAUUGAAAAACCUACUUUUACUUCAUCUACGAGUUCUCAAAUGGGUGCUCAUAGCGCUCCAAGAGCUAUAAUCACGUAUUCUACUUCCAAUUUGGAAUUAAAAUCUCCUAAAAAAUUUCCUUCGGAAUUUUCUUGGAAGAAUGAAAAUGAAAGCUUGAAUCUUAAUUUGUCAUCCAUAAGCAAUGCUGCAGUUGCUCCUUCGGUUGUGGCCAGAAGUUGCGAUUCUGAAUCGAAAAUAGACGCUCCCGUUUUACCGGAAAUAAGUUCUCACAUUGCGAAAAUUGAUCCUAAAGUUCGUGACAUUAUAAGCAUUUCAAAAAUAACUCCUCCCGCUAGAGUAUCGGAAUCUUCGACCGAAGGAAAGGGAAGAAUUAUACUUACUGGAACUACGACAAGUCAAGUAAGCACGACAACUUCGGUUAUAGCAUCCUCGACGGCGCGUAUGACAAUGAGCUCAAAUCUAACUCCUACUACUCAAAAACAAUCGGACUCAAAUUUAAAAUUCAAAACGAAAAAUGAAGAAACGAAAAAGAACGACGGACGCAGAAAAUCAGUAGAAAACAUCGGUAGAAAAAAAUCCGUGGAAGAAAGGAGGCGGAGUUCAGAAGCCAUUUCUCGUGACAACAAACGAGAAUUAGAACAAAGAAAACAAAUGAUAUUAGAGGAAAUAAAACAAUCCCAACUUGAAAAAGAAAAAUUAAAAUCCGAACCUCCUCCGGUCGCGCCUACUUUGCCUGAAACGAAACCGGAAGUAAUUAAAACCGAUCACGAUUUGUCAGAUGUCAUAGAUAUAUUGGAAAAUAUCGAUAACACUCCGACUAGAUUGUUGAACGCCUCGGAACUUCAAAGCAUUGAAAAAACUCAAUUGUUUGAAAAUGAAGAAUUGGAAAAAGCACCCACGCCUCCGAAAUGUAAACAAGUUGAACCACCGAAAUUUGAUGAAAAAAUCAAUUUACAAAGUUUGUUAUCCGACACCGGUAAAAGCGAUAUACAAGUUAGUGAUUUAGCAAGGGGAUCUUCAAAAACUUCUGCUCAACCGGAAACUAGAAAUUUACCACCGGCUAACACGCAAUCUAAAUUAGCCGCACUUCUUACCGCGGGUUCUGAUGCCGUAAGAUCAAAAUUACAAAAAGAGGCCAAUUUUUCUAAUACCUCACAGCCUGUGGUAGUGACUGAAGUCAGAAAAAAUAGUGUGCCAACUUUAGAAGCUUUGCUCGAAAAAGAAUCAGAACCCGUUAGUAAAACUGAGCAAGAAAAUAAGGUUGAAAAUAUUAGGGAAGAAAAAGAUGCCGAUAGCAAGCAGGAAAAUUCAUCACAAGAGCUAUCACCCGGUCAUUCUAGGUCUGAAAAUUCCAACUCGAGUACAAUCAACCAAACGGAGAACCUCAUAUUAUCUCCGACGUCGGGUAUUUUCAGAAGUUCUGGAUCCAAUUUGGGAGUGCCUGCAUCCAAAAUUCUUAGUCCCAGUAGUGGAAUUUUAAUAUCAGGCACCGAUUCACCGACUGAAAACUCAAAAUCUUGUGACAGUGAACCGUUGCCUUCGCAAGGAUCUCAGCCAGAACAUAAGACUGCUUUAGAGCCUCAACAGCAAGGAAUUACUUUAAGCACAGGACAAUCAGUAGUUCAGCAGGGCACUUUAAUAACUUCUCCUGUAACCGUAACCGGAGGACAGCAAGGAAUUUUGAUUAAUGACAAGAAUUUGAUUGCUGCUUCUUCUGGAGUCUUGAUGACUACUAGACUAUUGCAGCCAAUAACUAAAACCGUUUCUAGCCCGAAUAGAGUUUCUCCGCUUUCUAAUCUACCGCCUGGAGUACGGCAGCAAAUUAUUACUGCUAAUUACAUUCAGCAAAACCGUGCCAAUCCCGUUUUAGUGCGACGAAUUUCAACUCCUUCUCCGCCUCGCGCUAGAACGCCUCCCCAGCCCCAAACACAUAUCGUAGCAAGUCAAGGCACUGUUAUUUCGCAUCCUAAUGUCGUUCAAUUAGACGUAACUUCUCAGAGAGCGAUUCGUCCUCUUGCUCAAGGAACGUUAAUUGCUGCUUCUGUGGCGACAACGACUCCAGUAAAUGUAACUCUAACCCAACCUACCUUGAGAUUAGCUAGAACUGAUAUACCGACACGUUUGGUUGUGUCUUCUGGGAAUCAACUUAUUGCAUCCACUCAGUUACAAAGGCUUUCGGUCAGUCAAGGAUUAUCAAUACCAACUGCAGUAACACCUGCGGUUAGCAAUACUUCUUCCAUGAACGUUGAGAAAAAUGGAUCUGAAAUUCAAUCGUCUUUGCCCAAAAAUCAUGACGUAGAAUCUCAAAAUCGAAAUUUGACGCAGCCGCCCAAAGUUUUGGGAUCUAGUCCAGAAACGAAAAUUCCUCCUCAAGAAAUCAAUUCAACGCAAGUAAAUUUAGCGGUAGUUAAAACAGAGCCAGUAGAAGUUAAAGAAGAAAAAUUCACACCUUAUGUUGCAACUACAAAUUCUAGUAGCAAAUACCCUAGAACCGACGAGUCUCAAAACGUUUUGCUGAAGCAACUGCUGCAAAAUACAGCAUGUGCAGGUUUAUCAGCAUCUUCUACUCCUUCUGCUGCAUCUUCCGCUCCUUCUCCUGUUUUACCAACAGUACCUUCUUUAGAAGCACAAUUAGCACGUCCUGUGCCACCCACGCCUUCGGCUUUAAUUCCCAGCAUUUUAUCGGAGCAAAAAAAUACUCCGCUUUCUCCUCAAGCAACAAAACCAGUAGCCCCUGCCCUUCCUGGUAAAGAACAACAAAAGCCAGCAGCUCCUGUAGAAGGAAGAAGAAUAUCACAAUCGAACAGAACUCCAAGCCGAGAAGAUUUGUUAUCUCCCACAAAUUCCACGAGAAGCAGCUUCGGUUUAAGAACUCCUUCUCCCAUUACUAGCCCUCAAGCAACAAUAAAGCAAGAAAAGCCUUUACAAAACUUACUUUCGGAAUCGGAAAUAAAAAAAGAAUUGUCGGAAGAAAAUAGAAUGGACAGCACUCCGAGCGAACGUAUUUCCCAAGAGCAAGCAGCAAUUGAUCUUAAAAAAUUAAAACGUAGACAAUACCAGCAGAAGAGACGACAAAGUCAAGGGAAAGAAGGUCUUACCGGAGGAACUCCGAAAAAAAGGGCUAGAAAAGGUUCUCGAAUGGAAGAAGAUUACGAAACUUAUACCGAUAAUUUAAUGGCGCAACUACGUCAACUUCCGUCAUUAGCUAUUUUGGAACCGGCAUUAGGGAAAAACUAUAAUGUGUGCAAUAUAUUUGGUAGUAGUGAUCAUAAUAAACUGAAUAAUGUAGAAAUUAAAGGCACUUACGGCAAUUGCUUUCUCCCUAGUUUGGGGGACUAUUACACUACAAAACCAUUCGGUGAAAAAGAAAAACCUCCCCCCGUGAGUCCACUUUCGACUCAACGAGGUUUUUACGAUCAGGAAUUUUCAGUUAUCAAUUUGGUUACGGACAGUGAAGAAAAAAAAUUAGAAACUUUAUUGUUGGGAAACAGGGAACGAGAUACCGACACUCCCGAUACUGUUAUCAGUUCUUCAUCUCCGGAAUGCGUGUUGCACGAUCCUCCGUGUUUGUAUCCCGCUUUGCAGUUAAUCAAAGAAGAAACUGGUUCCGAUGAAGAAGGUUUGCGUGCAUCUCCUCCCAUUCCUAUUAUAGCUCCCAUCCCUGUAAGAUUAAAACCGGGUCAAACUUUAAAAGAGUUCAGAGAAAUGGAUAAGGAAAAUUCUUGUGGCGGAGCCAAUUUAAGGAAAAACUCUUCAUUAAACAAAGACGGAAACGUGACCGUGACUCUCACUCUAAAUUCCGACGCGGCUCAAGAUAUUUUAAGCGUUUUAAAAGAUUUGGCUAAUAUUUUACAUAUUCCUGCUCCUACUACUUACCAAAUAAUUGAAAGAACGGCAACACCGCCAAGCAUUAAACUGGGCUUGUAUCGCAACAAGGGAAAAGAUGGUAAAGAAGGUGCUCCCGUCGAUAUUCAAAGUAUUUUAAAUGGACAAGCCAAAUUUUGCCGACACUGCGACGUGGUUAUUUUAAACAACAUGAUACGUAAAAAAGUCAUGGAACUUCCGUUUUUAUCUCAGAGAGACGACAUAACGGAUAGCACGGAAGAUCUUUAUUUUUGCAGCUCUGGUUGUUACAUGCAAUUUUCAUUAAUGCACAAGUCUCCGAACACUGGUCAAGAUAAAGCUGCUGCGGUCGUCGAUCACUUGAGUAAUAAUUCAAGUUCUGCAAAAAAAAUGAAAAUAUCACCUACGGAAGAAAAAGAAAAUGGAAAAGUCGCAUCUAAAGAGGAAGUAAAGAAAGACAAUGAAAUAAAAAAACCGAAUAAAGGGAAUAAAUACAAAUAUUGGCAACCGGGAUCUUUGAUAGCCAACACGAGAUACAAGAAGCAAUCCGAGAGAGAAUUGAUGGAAAUGCUUUUCAGAGUGGGAGUCACGUUAACUCCGAGUCAAAAUUCCGAUGAUACGAGGCGGUGUCUGUUUUGUCAUCAGCUGGGAGACGGCGUGGCAGACGGUCCGGCUCGAUUGCUCAAUUUCGACGUUGAUAAAUGGGUUCAUUUAAAUUGCGCUCUUUGGUCGGACGAUGUUUAUGAAACCGUGAACGGAGCACUCAUGAAUGUCGACAACGCUCUUCAAUUGGGUCAAACGACCAUUUGCAGUUUGUGUAAUCAAAAUGGAGCUACCAUCCACUGUUUCAAACUCCGGUGUUCGAACGUGUAUCAUUUAGGUUGCGCCGUUAAAGAUGAAUGUACGGCAUAUUGUCCAGCCCACAUCCCUAAAAAUGAAAAAGACAAUGAAUUGACGACUCUUUCCGUGUAUCGGCGAGUGUACGUUCAGAGAGAUGAAAACAGACAAGUGGCAACCGUCAUGCAUCACACGGAUCAAAAUCAUCUUCUUCGUGUUGGUUCAUUAAUUUUUUUAAACGUCGGACAAUUAUUGCCUCAUCAGCUUUCGGUUUUUCACACGCCCAAUUACAUUUAUCCUGUCGGGUACAAAAUACUUCGUUUUUACUGGAGCAUGCGUAGGCCAAACAAACGUUGCAAAUACAUUUGUUCCAUUCACGAUGCUUACGGUCGUCCCGAAUUUAGAAUUCUAGUCCAAGAGCCUAAUUACGAUGACAUAGAGCUCCGAGAUUCGACUCCGAAAGCAGUUUGGUCUCGAAUACUCGAGCCUUUACAACAACUACGAAAGGAAAAUGGAAACGUUCAAAUUUUUCCCAGAUACGUUUCGGGUGAAGAUUUAUUCGGAUUGAAUGAACCCGCGGUUGUGAGAGUUCUCGAAAGUUUACCAGGUGUUGAAACUUUGACUGAUUAUAAAUUUAAAUACGGUCGUAAUCCACUUUUGGAAUUACCCUUGGCCGUUAAUCCUACGGGUUGUGCGAGAUCGGAACCGAGACAGAAAAACUUGUUGCCGUAUAAAAGGCCACACACGCAAAGAACGGCUACAACUUCCAGACCGAAUUUAUUCGCAUCGAGUUUGCCCGGGUUGUCCAGUGAAAUUUUGUGUCCCUACUCGAAACAAUUCGUACAUUCGAAGAGUUCGCAGUACAAAAAAAUGAAAUUGGAAUGGAGGAACAAUGUGUAUUUGGCACGGAGCAAAAUUCAAGGUUUGGGAUUGUACGCGGCGAGAGAUUUGGAACGUCACACAAUGGUCAUUGAAUACAUUGGAGAGAUAAUAAGACACGAAUUGUCGGAAUCGAGAGAAAAACAAUACGAAGCAAGGAAUCGUGGGAUUUACAUGUUCAGAUUAGAUGAGGAAAGAGUUAUCGAUGCGACCAUUUGCGGAGGAUUAGCCAGAUACAUUAAUCAUUCCUGUAAUCCGAAUUGCGUGGCGGAAAUUGUCGAAGUCGAUAGGGAUUUAAGAAUAAUAAUAUUUGCCAAAAGGAGGAUAACACGCGGAGAAGAAUUGGCUUACGAUUAUAAAUUCGAUAUAGAAGAUGAUCAACAUAAAAUUCCUUGUCUAUGCGGUGCACCGAAUUGUAGAAAAUGGAUGAAUUAA
This is a messenger RNA of Pediculus humanus corporis (human body louse), 18222 nucleotides long. RefSeq lists its product as uncharacterized. The record is from RefSeq and is a predicted model, not a curated record. Gene Ontology annotation, molecular function: histone H3K4 methyltransferase activity; transcription coactivator activity; histone binding. Gene Ontology annotation, biological process: positive regulation of transcription by RNA polymerase II. NCBI's taxonomy places the organism in Eukaryota, Metazoa, Arthropoda, Insecta, Psocodea, Pediculidae. The transcript has 37 exons. Gene Ontology annotation, cellular component: MLL3/4 complex; nucleus. The coding region runs from base 1 to 18222 and encodes 6073 amino acids.